Molecule: messenger RNA, 657 nt
Organism: Spodoptera littoralis (African cotton leafworm)
Lineage: Eukaryota; Metazoa; Arthropoda; Insecta; Lepidoptera; Noctuidae
Source: the annotation of a GenBank genome assembly
AUGUCACCAUUUGAAAACAUGUAUCCAAAACAAGCGCAGAGAUAUAUUUUGUUCUCAAAAUGCUGUUUCUGUGUACCACUGGAGACUGGUUGUUUCAUACUUGGUUAUAUCAGCUUGAUUCUAAACUUUAUAAUAUCAUUAUAUUUCGUCGGGACCCUGUUUUACAUGGCUUUUUAUAACCACGACCUUGAAUACAUCCAUAAUAAGGUGCAUAAUAAGGAUGGAGAGAAGAUUUCAGAUUAUGUGGAAGGGUCCAAGAUAAUGACGACUGUUAUAGUAACUAUUCUUGAUGGAGGCUUGAACGUCAUCUGGUUUGCAAUGAGCAUUGUCCUUCUUAUUGGUCUGCAUAGGAAACGACCUGGCCAUAUUAAGUUCCACGUGUCAGUGGCUACUAUUCGGCUUCUUCUUUCGAUUGCGUGCGUGUUUUUUCAUGGCACUUACAUGGCUCAUUCUACUUUAGUUUGUAGCGUGGAGAUUGUUCUCUCAGCGUACUUCAUCUUACUGUACUACAGUUAUGCCAUCUUGUUAGAGCGGGAACAACAGCCUAAAACUCCCAAACCAGUGAUGGAAAUCAUCGCUAGUGUCCUCUCAAAGCAUCCACAAAAUAUCGACAAAGUUAUUUUGACUGAGAGGGAAGAAAAUUUCUGCACAGUGUAA